AUUAGCGAACAGAAUGUCCGUCCUUGCAUGAAGGUAAACAUCAAAUCAAUCGCCCCUCUUCAUACAAAAUAAAUUAAACAAUGAUGUUCUUUGCAAGAAUUGUUCUAACCGUAUUGUUUCUGUACCACGAAACGAAGACAAGGUCAGGGAAAACAAGAGUUUUGUUGAAGAAUGAUUUCUCCUCUUCUACCUCAACUUUCACCGAGGAAGAUCAUCGCUGAGAAAGGUGGUUUAAUCACUUUUACAUGAUUAAUAAAGAACGAGCUUAGAAAUUUAUCGUCUGCCGCUUCAGCAAUUUUCUUCUUCAUGAAAUCGAAGGUAGGAAUAUAUUUUUGGUGGGAAAGCAUAAAAAUAUUUCUGUUUCUUUCUUGCUUCACUUCUGGUCAUAUAAUUCAUGAAUAUGGCAGUGACGAUAUUAUGGAUGCUUUUGCCGAAGAUACCAAUAUCUGUAAAAAUGACUUAUCAGACAAAGUCAUAUUUUGUCGUUUUUUGAACGGAGGGAAACUUCAAGUAUUUGAAAUAAAUCCAUGCCUCUGCACGCACAUCCUCCUAGAUUUUGAAACUUCAGCUUCAGAUUUAAAGAAAUUUACCUAUCUGCGUUCAUUGAAUCACAGGCUCCAAAUCUUAGGAACUAUUUCUGUUGACGUGUCUAACGUGACUAUCAAUCCUCAAAACGUGGCUGCUUGGGUUUUAAACAAUCAAUUCGAUGGAUUGGAUUUAUUAGUUAAAACUGAAGCUGCCUCAAAUGAUACAAAACCAAAUAAUGUUGUUUAUUUCAUAAAGGAAAUGAAUAAUUUAUUGAAGAAAUCUCGCGAAGGAUCCCCAAAAGCUUUGAUGCUAACUCUCACAGGAAAUACACUUUUUCAUUUAGAAAAAAUACUCAGUCAGGACGAAUUCAGGGACAUUGAUUUCUUGAGUAUAUUAGAAAUGAAUGAAACUGAUUCAAACUCAUCGAGGAACUCCUUUUUAAAUUUAAGACGACUGAUGGAAGAACGAACUCUAAAAGAAAAGAUUUUGAUAUCUCUAAGCAUUCGUCGAACUUUGGCAGCUCAAUACAAUGGAAAGGAUUUACAUGAAAUCUGCAGGCUUAUGGACAAUAAUGGUUUCAAACAGUCCUCUAAAGAAGUGGGAAAAGGAAAGGAACUCUUCGAUGCCAUCAAAAAUAAAACUCAAACAGUCAUCCAGGAGGGAUACGCUGGGCUUGAUGUUUGGUCAUUGAAUGAUGACGAUUAUUUGAAAUUUUGCGAGAAAAAGCGAUUUCCAAUUCUUCAUUUAAUACGAGAUGUCUUCAAAAGUGAAAAACCUCCCUUCAACACAUUCAAGGAUUUAGAUAUAGCACUUUCGACCGGAGAAUCUCAAAUAGUUGGCGAAAUUCAACUUUUGCCAGAACAAAACAUAAAUUCAAAGCCUCUUGAAAGAUUUAAAUGCGACAAAAUAGGUUUCUUCCGUCACCCGGGAGACUGUACAAAAUUCUAUCACUGCUCUGAAUACCAAGCCCCGAAGCGCAAUAAUAGUAAGGAAUAUGCAGUUUUCGUUUAUAAAUGCCCUAGAGGAUUAGUUUAUGAUGAAUUACAAGGAUCUUGCAACUGGCCCACACACUCUGAACCUUGUCAAGGAUCAGGUGAAUUAACUCCCGUUGCAGCCAAGAAAUUCCAAUGCACGAAGCCAGGAUUUCACGCGGAUUCAAAAGAUUGUCGGUGGUUUUACUACUGUUUGGAUUUAGGUGAUGGAACGUUAACAGCUUUUGAGUUUUUGUGUCCAUCUCAUCUCUUAGGAUUUGACGAGGAAAAACUUCUCUGUAAUUGGAAAUGGAUGGUAACAGCUUGCGGAAGUUACACUCCAAUGGAAGGAACUGCAAAUACAAAUUCUACACAAAUUUCUUCUUCGAAUUCUCCUAAAGAUGAAGAAAAUACUUUCAAACUUUCAAAAGCUCUUGGUUUUCCCCACGAAACUUCGAAUGGACACCCGAUUCCAACUCAGUUGACCGGCACACAUGGACAAAGGAAACCUUUGAUAGCCACAGAAAUUUCUACUCCUUUCGAAAACAAACUAAAAAAUAAUGUCGCUGAAGUUCAAAUUACUAUUCCACAUAAGAGUGGACCAGAGAAAAUAUCCUUCCAAAGUGACAAAAGUAUUGAUGCAGAAAAAUUACCUUUCAGACAUACGAAUGAGAAGAGCUACGGAAGGGCCGUUUGGCAUAGAUCUAUGAUUAAUAAAGAUAGACAGACUGCUGAUCAUAGUUCUAAGGCAUUAGAUAGAUUGAUAGAACAAAUAAAAAAUUCUCGUACUACUCAAAAACCCAAGUUUGAUCAAAAUGGGGAUCAGAGACAAGGUAUUGGAAAGGUAACAAAAAUUGAACCUAAGCUACAUCAACCUGAAAUAUACCAAAACAGACCUCAGGAAAUAACUUUUAAUGUAAGACAACAGUUAGCUCCUUUCGAACCAAACCAAAGCAAUAUUCCGAAAUUUAUUCCAUUUGUGCCCGGAAAUCUCCAGGGUAGGUCCGUUGGUACGUAUAAAGAGAACGAAAUAAGGAAUAGAAUUAAUGAUGCGUCUCGUCACGAUACGGAGAAACUCAAUGCCCAGCCAUACGCCAAUGUAAAAUGCUCAAAAUUGCUUGAAAACAAUUUAGAUUUUGGCUGCAUUGGGGAAGUUAGUUUAGUUGUGAACAUGAAAAAUGGUGCGGAUACUAAUAAAUUUAUCAUCAAAGAUGAUCAGUUGUCUCGAUCAGCGUAUCAAGGCACAGAACAAAUUACUCAAAAAAUUAAAAACAAUAAUGUAUCAGAUUCGCAAAAGAUCGAUUUUGCAUCCAAUCAUUUGCUAGAUAAUAAAGCACAGAAAGCCAGACCCUUAUACACCCAAGGAAGGUCAGUGUCUUCCGAUAAUAGCGGAAAUAUUUACCCAAGAGCCUUAAGCCUAACACAAGAGGCUGAUGCCAAAAAUAAUGUUAAUAUUACAAACGAUUCCAGCAAUAGCGCAAUAGACCAAAACAGGGAAGCUGUACUUGAGGAUGGAGAUGUCUUACGUAUAAAUUUAUCAACACCAUCAACGGAGAAGAUAGAAAGUACAACUAGACUUAGAAAUCACAUAGAGAGAGAAACAGACGAUGACAACAACAAAAAAUCGAAAGAAACAGUCAUGUCCAUAAAUUUUUAUUCUCAAGGCGUUCUCUUGAAUGUCUUUUUAAGUCAUAUGAAUGAAAUACCACCUCAAACUCUCAUUGAAGUUGAUAAUAUGCUGAAGAAGUUUAUGAAAGAUGGGCAUAUAAACAUAAAACUCCUGGAGGAUAAGUUAAAUGCUUCAACUGAAGGCAUGCCAAGGGAAAUGAAUGUGUCAAAAAUGUCAAGUGUUGCAGAUAUGAUUGACAUGUUAGAGAAAAUGAUCAACUCAACGAAUAAAGUUGACGGAAUAAGCCUAUCUGAAAGAGAUAACGAAACAGUGACUAACGUGACUCAAACAUCAGAAACUCGUGUAAACGGGAACGCAACAGAGAUAAUUACGAAAGUCAACGAAGGAUUUGAAACUUCAACUGUAAUGAACGAGUAUUAUAUUAAAAUACACGAAGUAAAUUCCACUGAUCGCAAAACAAAUCAGAGCACUGACUUACCGAAUUCUAACAAUAGCCGACGAUUGUCACCAAUUUUGCUACAAAAUAAUACUCAAGAAAAUAAGGGCUAUGAAAAUAAUGUGCCAUUUGUAAGAAGACGCUUAAUUCGAAAGUUUAAAUUACCUAGUAUCAAAGAACAGUUGGAUCUUCAAAACAAGCAUCGAAAUGCAGAUACUGAAAGCAAACCAGAAAGUGACAUUUCUUCUUCACAUCUAAGAACCACGGAGAGAGCUCCUACAGAGAUCACAAGCGUAUCACCAAAACGUUCGAGAUUUCCUUCUAUCCGAGAACAAUUGGAAAACCAGAGGCAAGAAAAUUUAGCUUCGAAAAUCUUAAAACAAUCAGAUUUAAACUACGACCUUAAAAAGAACUUUUAUGGCGGAGAAAUACAAUCCCAUGUAAACAAAGAUAUCAAAUAUGAUGAUGAUCAAUAUCAAUUUGGCGAAAGAAUUAAAGUCAUAAAUUACGAAGGAAAUGAUCAUUUAUAUCCACAAGAUCCAUCGAGAGUUUCUGCACCGGUAAAUUCUUUUAACUCACAAAUUAGUCCAAAUAUAAAUGUAAACAGAAGAGAGGAGCACGAACAGCCCUUUCACAAUUUAUUUAAUAAUCGAACAACUCAGCAACAAUCAUAUUCCAAAGAACUUCCACAUAACGAAAUUAAUUUUUAUGGAAUAAAUAACAGCGAAGAACGAAGACUUCUCUUAGAUCAUUCUCAGUUUUAUUACAAACUUCCAAUUCAGCCUAUUCCAUAUAGGUCAGAAAAUCCAAUUUGGCGUUCUGAAAUUCCUAACAAGGAAUUUUCUGAUAAAAGGGAUCCUUCACUAGAAAUCGUCUUUAAUAGGAAUCAAAAUACAGCACAUGAACAUGAUAAUAAUAAGCAGCUCAACUCCGAUGGCUUCAGUUUAAGACAUAAUUCUGAUGAUGACUACAGAAGACAAACUUCUGAUAGCAACUACAGAAAACAAACUUCUGAUGACAACUACCGAAGGCAAACUUCUGAUGACAACUACAGAAGGCAAACUUCUGACGACAACUACAGAAGGCAAACUUCUGAUGACAACUACCGAAGGCAAACUUCUGAUGACAACUACAGAAGGCAAACUUCUGAUGACAACUACAGAAGGCAAACUUCUGAUGACAACUACAGAAGGCAAACUUCUGAUGACAACUACGGAAUAUCAAAUCUUGAUGAAAAUGGUGAUGGUUAUAGGAGACAAACCUCCGAAGACAACUAUGGGAGACAAAUUGUUGGAGAUAACCGUGCAAAACAAACUUCUGAUGAUAACUAUAAUAUUAACAAUUAUGGCGACAUCAAAGAAUCGUUUGCUGUGGAUGAUACAAGAAGACGUAUUUUUGAUGAAACUGUAAGAGCACAAGCUUUCGACCACUCUCACCAAGAACAAACUUCUUAUAACCCCCAGAGAAACCACCAUUUUAAGGAAAUACAACGACAACAAUCAUCCAAUGAUGCCAUAAAUAACCAAGCGCAUAAUGAUUUCACCAGAACAUAUCUCAAUAAUUAUCACAGUAGAAGGCCAACUGUUGAUUUCAGAAAUGGUUAUAUUACAGAUACUUUCGAAAGGCAAAUACCAAAAGAUAACUCCCGAAGAAUAACUAAUACAGGCAUUCCUGAAAGUACACAGAGUAAUUACGAUUUUCCUUGGGGUGAAACACCUGAUGCGUUUAACAAUCAGCACUCGCUUCAAAAUUCAGAUGUAAUACACCAUACAGAUAAUAUUCAUCACACACAAUCAUUUAAUAACUAUCCAAGGCACACGCACCCAAUUGUUCAAGAGAAACGUAAAAAACGUAGAAAGUUGAGGAUAUUAGUGAAAAAGCGUCGAAACAAUGAUACUGAUAACGAGCGAGGACGUCAACCAAUCGAUGGUCAAAUGAAAAUACCCAAGCAUUUAUUAACCGAAUUGAAAUCGACGCUUAUGAAGAAGCUAGAAUCUGAAGGUAAAACUGACGUCGAAUUGCAGAUCAGAUUCCAGGACAACGUAUGGAACAUUCCGUUCGUAAAUGACCAAAGGGAUCAGUCGAUGUCCCCCGUGAUUUGUACUCGAGCAGGUCUUUUCCAACAUCCGAAAGAUUGCAAUAUGUUUUACGAGUGUUUUUGGGAUAAGUGGUUGAAUAAAUUUACACUGCAUGUUUUUUCUUGCCCCGUUAAACUUGUGUAUGACAACAGUAUUCGAGGUUGCAGCCGACCUAGUUUUGAAUCUAGUUGCAGCAAUUCAAUUUUGUGAUUGUGAAAAAGUUAAAAACUGACGUCAAAUACUGUGCCAAACGUGAAUCAUAAAAAGAACAGUUGCUCAAGUAGAACUAUAGCGUUCUCAUUUCCUAUGAACUUUGAAAAGGUGUGGAAGCUUUACAAACAGCAACUUUGUUAGGGACUGGUUAAAAUGCUUAUAGGGACUUAUUUAGGGAAAACCAUACAGUCCUAUCCGAUAGGAGUAUUAACAUAAUCAUUUAGUUUUUAUUUUAAAACACUUUUAUCAUGCAGAUUGUUUAAAAGUAACGGUCUUUUAAUUAUUCAAAUUUUUUACAGUCAUAACUUAAACAGUCAUACUAAUUUUAAGGCCUAUUACUAUCAUAUUUUUAUCCGUAUCGAGAACGAGGAUUUUCCCCUUGCCUGUUUCAAAUUGUACCUCCAGAAUUUACAAAUAUUUUCCAUUGUAUGAAAGGAUAAUCGAUUCAAUGGAACUUUAAAAAAAAACUGUUUAUGCCAGUUUGAAAGACAUGCUUUUAAGAAAAAUGCGUAAUGUAUACGUAAGAUACUCCUGCAAAUUUGUUUAUAACAUGUUUAGCUGAUUUAUAGACGGCUGAAAAAAAUGUGUCACAUGAGAUUUUGAGAAAGACUUUGAAAUUAAAUCACACAAAAAAAAAAUCUUUCACUACAAACGUUUUUUCAAAACAUCCUAAUAAUAUUAAAUUAAUUAAUGGAAAUGUAAUUUUAAGGAGUAGGGACGUUCUCAGCUAAUGUAUUCUUUAUUUGAAAGAGACACUAGUUUAAUUUCCAAUUUACUGAAACCUUAGUUCGUGAAUUAUACCAAACAAGACUAUAAAAUAAUCGUAUAAGCACGACUUUUGUAAAUAUAACAUUUUGUGGAAAUUAAUAUCCAAUAAAACUUUUUGAAUAAAA
This is a messenger RNA of Parasteatoda tepidariorum (common house spider), 6749 nucleotides long. RefSeq lists its product as uncharacterized. Lineage: Eukaryota; Metazoa; Arthropoda; Arachnida; Araneae; Theridiidae. Gene Ontology annotation, molecular function: chitin binding. Gene Ontology annotation, cellular component: extracellular region. The record is from RefSeq and is a predicted model, not a curated record.